Messenger RNA from Trichomonas vaginalis G3, 1911 nucleotides. Its product is annotated as surface antigen family. Lineage: Eukaryota; Parabasalia; Trichomonadida; Trichomonadidae. The transcript has a single exon. The record is from RefSeq and is a predicted model, not a curated record. The coding region runs from base 1 to 1911 and encodes 636 amino acids.
AUGUAUGCAAAUAGAGAUUCCCCAGAACCACUUCAAUCAAUUCAAUGCGAUGAACUAAGUGAAUUUUUUACUUCAGUGAAUGGGGUUUUAUAUACAAAAGAUAAAAAAUCACUAGUUUUCUUUCCGAGAAAUCACUCCAAAUCAUUCAUACUGCCAGACUUUAUUGAAAAUAUUGGAUAUUAUGCAUUCGGAAAUUCUUUGAUCGAAUCCAUUACUUUCACACCAAACGUCAAAACAAUUGAAGCAUAUGCAUUUAAAGGCUCGUUAUUAAAAUCAUUAAAUCUUCCGGCUUUCAUUAAUUUAAAUAAUUAUGGACAAUUUCAAAACUGCCAAAACCUAAAUGAAAUAACAAUAGAGAAUGGAGUCACAACAAUUAGCCCAACAUGUUUCAUGGGGGCAAAUAUAUCUUGUAUUGUAUUUCCAAAUACAUUAAGAUUUAUUGGUAUCAAUGCUUUUGCAAAUUGUUAUAAUCUGAUUAAUGUAACUAUCCCCAGGUCAGUUACAGAUUUAGGUGGUAGAUGUUUCUCUUCGCAUACCAACAUUACUUUUGAAGAAGGAUCUCGAUUCAUAAGAGAUGAUCAAAAUCUAAUAUAUAAUUCAAGAACAACCCUGUCUUUAUGUUUGAGCGAGAAAGAAUCAUAUACAAUACCAGAAGAUGUUGAAAGGAUUUAUGACAACCUUUUUAGUGAAAAUGAUAAUCUCAAAACUAUUGUUUUUGAAGGUGAAUCGAAGCUUAAAGCGAUAAAUGGUGCAGCAUUUUCUAAUUGCAGAAAUCUAACAAAUAUUAUUCUUCCGAAUUCUCUUGAAAUUAUUGGUCCAGCCGCAUUUUUAGGUUGCACAUCCAUCAGAACAAUAAAAUUUGGAAAUAAACUGAAAACAAUAUUGGGUACAGCAUUUUGUGGUUGUACAAGUCUUGAAACGAUCGAAUUUUCAGAAUGUGAAAAUGCAACAAUUCGAGAAAGUGUUUUUAUUAAUUGUAAGAAUCUCAAAAAUAUAAUUUUCUCAAAUAAUAUAACAUUAAUUCAGAAUUCAUGUUUAGUGAAUUGUUGGUCGUUGAGAGAAAUUGUUUUCCCAUCUUCAUUAGAGAAAAUUGAUACAUAUGCAUUCAGUAACACAGGAAUCAUAAACAUCACAUUCCCAUCAGAAUCUAAACUGACAUCUAUUGGUUUGGGCUGUUUCAGCAAAUGUGUUAAUCUUUCACACAUCACACUUCCUCCAAAUGUCAAACAGAUCGGAUCCAACUGCUUCGAGAACACGAACAUCACAACUUUUACAGUUCCAAAUAACACCGAAUACAUGUCAGACUAUGUCUUCAAAGGAUGCACAAACCUCGUCAAGUUCACAAUUCCAUCAGAUUGCUCUCUUCGAAACAUCGGUAAUUUGUUCUUCGAAGGAUGUUCAUCUCUGUCUGUCAUCGAGUGUCCACGAAGUGACUACUUCGCAGUCGAUGUCGGUGCUCUUUACAACAAAUCAGAGACUGUCCUCAUCUGCUUCCCUCCCGCGUCGCAGAUCAAAUUCUUCAAUCUCCCGCAGACACUUCGCACUAGAUCAUCAGGUGCAUUCAUCGGUUGUAGAAAUCUCAUCAGCAUCUCUAUCCCAGACGACUCCGUUCGGAUCAUUAAACAAUAUGCGUUCGCAAACUGCUCUUCACUGACAGCAAUCAACAUCCCUAAUUGCGUCGAGAACGUCGAAAGUUCUAUCUUCUUCGGAUGUGAUCAUCUUAGGUGUGGAGUCAUCAUCGAGAACAGGUCAAUUUCAUUUAUUCGUAAAAUCAUUUCUGAAUGCCUUCUUAACCCGAAAGCGAUAUUCUCAUGUGACUUUCUUACAUGCCAAUGCAGAAUCAUCAACAGUGAAAUCACACAAUCACUUCUCUAUGCAUUCACUAUUAUUCUAUAUGUAGGAUUAUUAUAA